Branchiostoma belcheri (Belcher's lancelet) is the source of this 2312-nucleotide messenger RNA. RefSeq lists its product as uncharacterized. The coding region runs from base 15 to 2312 and encodes 765 amino acids. The transcript has 7 exons. Gene Ontology annotation, molecular function: protein binding. The record is from RefSeq and is a predicted model, not a curated record. Lineage: Eukaryota; Metazoa; Chordata; Leptocardii; Amphioxiformes; Branchiostomatidae.
GGCAAAAAUGGACGAUGUUUCACUGCCAACACCUGAAGGAGCCUUACCUGUGGUUACACCUGGGUGAAGACGCCGGCCGCAUGGCGUGUCUGUGUUCCGGACUGGCCAGGAGGGGGGACGGUCUGCCAGGUCUGCCCGACGCCCCGCCCCUGUCUACCGACCAGCUGAUCGCCAAGUGGCAGGCCGACAACAGCACCGAGCGGGACGAGGGUUACCAUAGUUACCGUGGCCCUACGUCAUCAACGUGUCACCAGGAGCCGCCUGGCCCUGCAGUUGCUACAAACUCCGCUAGGUGGGGCCACAAACGUGCCGAGAUCGGACGCAAGAGGCAUGCUAAGAGUAAGAAAGUAGCCGGUGAGAAACUACGGCAAUCCCGAUGGGCCAGUCAUGUACGGCAAACCGGUUGGGACAGUAAUGUACGGCAAGCCGGUUGGGACAGUAAUGUACGGCAAAACGGUUGGGACAACUCCGACUUUGACCAAAACUCUCCCGAGCUGGACGAACCGCCGUUCACGGUCUUCGACCGGCAGGCGGAGCGGCUGAUCCACAGCGCCACCAGGCGACGCCCAGCGAACGUGAUCAACACCUUCGCGUCGGGGCGUCCGGACCAACUGAACGUGGAACGGGGGGACGUGGUGAGGGUCCUGUACCGGUCGGACGACUGGGUGCGUGUGGCGAACGUCUGGCGCGACCGUGGCUUCAUUCCGUACAGCUACGUCUGGCCGCUCGGCCGAAGGCUCCCGCGGAAACCAGACCGGCAAAGACCGUACUCUCCACCGCCUCGGGCCGGCCAUCCCGGCGGGGACAGGUGGACAUACCCCCGAGGAGAACGCGAGCAGGACCCGCCGGAUUCCCCGGACCUCUCCGACGACGACUCGCUACAGUCGGUUGACGACGCGGGAAGCGGCUUCUUCGCGCGGCUUCGCCACGGCCCGGCUCUCACCGUGCUGUUCGACUUUCGCGCCAUUGACGAGGAUGACGUCACGGCGUUGCGAGGGGAGACGGUGACGUUGCUGAACGAGGAGGACGCUGAUUGGGUGUGGGUCAGGAACAGGGCGGGGCGAGAGGGGUUCAUUCCCAGGGGUUACGCCGUGCAGACGUGCGAAGCCUGCAGGACCGUCCUAAGGAAAAACUUACAGAAGUGGGAACGAGAGGCAACCAGAAGACACUGGGAACAAGCACACAACGGCCCUCCCAACGAAAACGCACCACCACAGACUUCUUGUCGACAGUUAGCUGACGAUUUCCUACCUCCACAAGACUGUAACUUUGUAGUUGAGGAACAGAAUAUCAUGAGCCUUUCACAAAAAGUUGCUUUAGACACAUGGCAGGGGAAUAGGAAAGGGGGACAGGGCCCUGUACAGGGUGUGUGUAGGCCAGAAGGAUUGCAAAAAGUUCCUCACAAGGAACAAAGAACAGCGUUUCACACAGGAAACAGUGGAAACAUAGCAGAGCAAUCAAUCUGCACGUGUGCAACAAGGAGGGACAGGGUGGGGCCGAGGUGGCAAGCAGAGCAGAAGGAACAAUCUGAAGAGUGGCCACAAACGUCUUAUGAGGAACCUAAAGACUACAGAGGAAAUUCUCAAGAAGUUAUAAGAAACUCACUGAGGAGAAUAACAAUAAGUGACUACAAGAGAAGUCUUGGGAAGGAAAAGAAGGAACAGUGUGUGAUAGGACUGCCAUUAAGAAAGCAUACUGUAGCAGCCAAGAAACAGAAGGUCUGCUCUUCUGAAAAAGACUCAUUGAAGGAGCAAGAUGUGAAAACAUCCUUAAAGGAGCAAGAAGCAGGACCAGAUUGCAAGGACUCGCCUUGGUGGAACCUGGAGAUGUCUCAAGACUGUACCAUGAUACUCAGGGAAAAUGCUGCAAGGGGCCAACCCAGGGAACAAGAAGACAGCGAAACAUGGGAACAAGAUCAGGAUCCAGCCUGGGAACAAGAAGACAGCAAAACAUGGGCACAAGACCAGAGCCAAAGAGCCAAACCUGGGAACAAGAUCAGAGCCAAACCUGGGUACAAGACCUGGGCCAAAAGUUGGAACAAGAAGACAGCGAAAUAUGGGUACAAGACCAUGGCCAAACUGGGAAACAAGACCAGGGACAGACCUGGGAAGGAGUUGAAUGUCAAACCUGGGAACGAAACCAGAGCCAAACCUGGGAACAAGAACAGGGUCAAACCUUUGAACAGAAUCAGGGCCAAACCUGGGAACAGAAUCAGGGCCAAAGCUGGGAACAAGAUCGGGGUCAAAACUGGGAACAAGAACAGAGCCAAACCUGGAAACAAGCAGCUACCUCCACCUCAACAGAAAGAGUGA